Molecule: messenger RNA, 3612 nt
Organism: Drosophila subpulchrella
Lineage: Eukaryota; Metazoa; Arthropoda; Insecta; Diptera; Drosophilidae
Gene: Cnot4
Exons: 16
Coding region: 329-3589 (1086 amino acids)
Biological process (GO): protein ubiquitination
Cellular component (GO): CCR4-NOT complex
Molecular function (GO): RNA binding; metal ion binding; ubiquitin-protein transferase activity
Source: RefSeq, a predicted model, not a curated record
AACUUAUAUCGAAUGUUUCGUGUGGAAAAAAAUUGAAGUCUUUAAUUUGGCGAAUUCAUUCGUUUACUUUGCGUUUAUUUUUAGCCUUAGUACUUUCGUUUGAUACGUUUGCUACCAAGUAUUUAUACAAAUUAUAGAGUGUUCAGAAACUCAAUUUGAAAUUGCGAUUUCGAUUCAUCAACUAUUCAGAGUGAAUAAAGAAAAACCUACAUCACACCUACAAUCAUACGUGUUACGUGUACAUACAUAUGUCUUGGUUCUCAUCAUUAUCAACAGUUAAUUAAAAAAUUAAUACUGCGAGCUCUUCACCACCAAAAAUCACCUGAAAAUGAACGGCCUGAGCAGCAAUGAUGACGCAGUCGAGUGCCCUUUGUGUAUGGAGCCGCUGGAGGUGGACGAUCUGACCUUCUUUCCUUGUACCUGCGGAUACCAGAUUUGCCGCUUCUGUUGGCACAGGAUCCGCACGGAUGAGAACAAGUUGUGUCCAGCAUGCCGAAAGGAAUAUCCAGAGAAUCCAGCUGACUUUAAGCCGUUAUCACAAGAAGAAAUGAUUGCCUUCAAGUCCCAGAAACGCCAAAGGGACCAACAACGAAAACAAAAGAUCACCGAGAACCGAAAACACUUGGCCAACGUUCGUGUGGUCCAAAAGAACUUGGUGUUCGUUGUGGGCUUACCACCUCGACUUGCUGACGCAGACAUACUAAAGAAACACGAGUAUUUUGGUAAAUAUGGGAAAAUUCAUAAAGUCGUUAUAAAUCCAAGUACCACGUAUGCCGGGGUCCAGGUAAGAGUUGGUCCAUCCGCUUCUGCCUAUGUCACAUAUGUUAAUAACUCGGAUGCUUUGCGGGCCAUUCAAAGCGUCAACAACAUUAUGAUAGACGGGCGGCUCAUAAAGACUAGCCUGGGGACUACUAAGUACUGCAGCCAUUUCAUGAAAAACCAGCAGUGUCCCAAGGGCGACUGCAUGUACUUACACGAACUGGGAGAUCCCGAGGCCAGUUUUACUAAGGAGGAAAUGCAUCAGGGAAAACAUCAAGAGUAUGAGAAGCGUUUGCACGAUACUCUAAUUGCCUCAUUCGGACCGAAUACAGCAGGUAUUAUAAAUGGUAAUGGAGCUUCUAAAGCAAAUGCCGCGAUUCCAUCGUCCUCGUCAGCGUCAUCCUCGUCGUCUGGAUCGGGUACGAAUGCUUCGAGUGCAGCCAAUGGCCAGCAAAAGGAGGCCUGGCCCAGUUUAUCGGUCUCGCCCAUUAAUGGCAGGGAGGCGACCGCGAGUGCGAGCAAUUCCAGUGGGAAGAGCAAACGGGAGAAGCUGCGCAACGAGAAAAGACACGAAAAGAACAAAUCGAAGAACAAGAACAGCGGCAACACAAACUCCAAUGCCUCGAACAAGGAGAACUAUGUUCCCGAGUCGCGGGGCAGCACAAGUACUGAGACAUUCGCAGAGGCCCCAGCGGAUGCACCAGCUUCCACGAAGCCUGAGCCGCAGCAAAGCUCUAGCAAUCGAUCGAGGGCAGAUCGUGGAAAAGAUCGGGCCUCCAAUCACGCAGCUAGUGCAAAGGAACAGAAGAAGGGCAAGGAGCCUGCUCCUGCACCCGCAGUAACUAAACAGGUGGAGAGAAUUGAGCCGAGCGAGAGUACAAUAACACAAAAGAAGACGGAAGUAAUCGAAAGCUGUGAAGAUAAUUUACCACAAAAGAGAUUAGCUGGAACAAACGUUCAAAGAUCUGUGAGCUCCUGUAGCGAAAAUAGCGAUGGCCACGUCUCGGAGAGUAGCUUAAGUGAAAAGAGUUUACCUGGUGAUUAUUCCGAUGAGAAGUGCAAUAGUGUGAAUUCUGAAAGCCACCAAGAAAGUGUGAAAACUCAGGAAGAAGCCGAAAAGAGCAACGAGGCUAUUGUCGAUGAUGAACCGGUUCUGACAGUAUCUAAUUCCUCGGAGGACACUAGCCCCGCUGUAGUGGAGUCUAGUAACGAGAAAGAUGGAGGAUCCCUAGCCGACGAUCCAGUCGACCCCUCGAGCCUGGCGGAUAAUGGAAGCAGAGUGACUGAUGCGCUGUCUAAGCUCAACAUUUUCGCUGACACGCCCAGCUUCUUCACAUCGUCAUCAUUCCAGCAAGUUCCCUUAAUAAAGAAUAAGCUAGAUUUGGAAAUGCGACAGUCUCAUUUACCAGACUUGGUCAACGAUAUUGAUGGAAUCCAAAAGGCAUCAAAUACGAACGAGUGGGAAGAAGCUUUCAAAAAUGUGAUGAUUCGCAACACUAGGCAAGUGGAGGAGCAACUACUUCAACAGCAACAUCUGCAACAGCAGCAGCAGCAUCACCACCAGCAAGUUUUGCAACAACAAGAGGAGUUCCUUCGCAUGCACGAACUACAAAAACGCAACAAUUUUGCGACAAAUGUUUCACAAAUCAACGGUCCUGCAAAUGAUUUCCUUAGCCAUUUCCAGGCAAACUCAAUCGAUUUAAAUAGAGUUCAAGCCCAAGCACUUCUGCAUCAACAGCUAUUACAACAGCAGACCGGGGAAAAUCUGUUUGGAGGAAACAUGUCGAAAUUCUUUGAUUUUCAUAAAAUUCAGCAGCAGUCACACCAUCAGUAUCUUAAUGGACACCCGCCUCAAAUCAAUGGAAACAGUGCUGUGCCUGAGCCACAACGAGUGGCGGCCUUCUUGGAAAACAAUCGACUGAAUUCGCCUUUUGUUGAAAAUGGACUUAUUAAUUCACAACAGCAACCUCAAAAGCCGAGGAUGAUGGGAAUGUUUGAAAAUCUGCCUCCUAAUACGCAAUCUCAGCAGAGUCGGUUCACACAGAACUCCAUAGUCGACGAUGACUUAGGUUUUGACCCCUUUAUUGAGACCCAAAAAGGACUGGCCGAACUGAUGGAAAAUGAAGUUGUUCAACAACAGAGUAUUAAUAAUGAAAACUCCGGGCCGAAGCUUCCACCACCGCCCCAAAUUCCCCCACAUCAGCAACUGGUGGACAAUAUGCAGCGAGCUCGCAUGCCGCCGCCAGGCUUCAACCACAUGAACACCCUGGGCUUGGGUGGAGCAUCCAGACUGCAGCACACUAGCAAAAUGAUGCCCUUCAUGAACAUGCCUGGCAACGGGGUGGGAAACAACGGCGCCCAGGGGCAGCACCAGUUGCCGAUGGGUGCCAACUGGAAUGCUCACUUGGCCAUGCACCAAAACCCAGGUCAGCCCGUGGGCGACUCACAAUUGCAGCAUCCUAUGGCUCACAACAAGGUUUACAACAACAGUGAUUGGACUACAAUGGAUCCGGCUAUACUUUCGUUUAGACAGUUUUCAUCCUUCCCACAAAACCAAAUUCCCCCACAUCCUCAACAACAGCAGGAUAUGUUUUUGCAGCAUUUGGCUCAACAGCAAAAUUCCCAGAGUGGUAAGUUUGUUAAAGCGUUGAUGGAUCAACAGCCGAUUAAACAUGCACCCCUUCUCCUUCCAGGUUUCAACAACCAGCCACAACUGCUUCCCAUGGGGAUGCCCAAUAAUUUGCUGAACGGACAACAGGCGCAGCCGCCACAGGUCAAUGCCAAUGUUCAGGGCAUGCUUGAGUUUUUAAAAAGCCGUCAAUUCGUUUAGCUACAAUACAUAUAAAUAUUACA